This is a messenger RNA of Trichomonas vaginalis G3, 1230 nucleotides long. RefSeq names its product 8-oxo-dGTP phosphohydrolase protein. Gene Ontology annotation, biological process: nucleoside diphosphate catabolic process. Lineage: Eukaryota; Parabasalia; Trichomonadida; Trichomonadidae. Gene Ontology annotation, cellular component: membrane. Gene Ontology annotation, molecular function: nucleoside diphosphate phosphatase activity. The transcript has a single exon. The record is from RefSeq and is a predicted model, not a curated record. The coding region runs from base 1 to 1230 and encodes 409 amino acids.
AUGUUCUUCUUCCUGUCGUUAGCAUCGUGCAACAAUAUUAUUGUAAUAGAUGCUGGUAGUACAGGAUCUGGACUUUAUAUUUAUUCAUAUGAAAACUCAGAUGAUCUUAAUUCUUUCACAGCAUUUCGUGAUUCGCAAGGGCAACAAGCUUACUUUCGUUCGAAUAUUCCUUUCCAUACCUCUAUUAAUGAUACACAAAAAUUAGAUCAAGUUUUCACUGAACUAAUCGUCAACGGGUCAAAUAUUUUUCUAUCACCAGUCAAUAGAACUUUAACACCCAUUUUUAUACUUUUAACAGGUGCAGUCCGAAUCCUUCCGAAAACAGAGCAAGAGACAAUUCGCACUGUUUUAUAUAAAUAUCUAAAAUCACAUUUUGAUUAUGAGAUUAAAUAUAGUUAUGUUCGGGUAGUCAGUGGCGAUGAAGAAGGCUUAUUUGCUUGGAUAUCCACUAAUUUUAUUUGUGGCUUUCUAAAAUCUGGAAAUACAAUUGCCGUUGCAGAAAUGAGCGGUACUUUUCUUCAAUUUGCUGUAGAAGCUCCAAAAGAUUAUCCAUCCGGUUUGAAAAAGUGUUUAUAUCGAAUUAACGAUGGAAACCACACUUACAAAGUUUUUUUCCAUUCAUGGAAUGCAUUCGGUGAUAAAAGUGUUACUGAUUACGUUGAUCAAUACAUUUAUAAUACAACGGGAAAAACGGUUUCUCCCUGUUAUUUCAAUGAAAGUGUUCAAGAAAUCGUUCUAAAGGAUGGACCACAUAACUUUACAGGCCAAACUAACUUUGAUAAAUGCCAAGAACUGAUUGCAAUGGUUUAUUCCAAGCUACAAUCAAAUCUUUGCGGUAAAAUUCCAGCAUUUUUCAUGGAUGGUGACGAAUGCAUCCCAUAUCCAGGUGAUGUAGAAAAAAUACAUACUUAUGGAGUGUUUUUCUAUUCAUUAGAUUUUUUGAAUUAUUCAUCUUACGCGGAUUUCCAAAACUACAUCGACACCAUAUACAAACUAGGAAACCUGACAUACCCAGAAGCUCAAAAUUUGAAUGUCUCCUAUAAAUACACAAAAAGAUGUCUUAUGCAAGCCCACAUGGUCAUAAGCUUCCUUAUAAGAGGUCUGAAUGGAGAUUUUCACAGAAUGUAUAGAUACAGACGUGAUGAACUCGCAAGUUUAUCUUUGGAUUGGACAUUUGGAGCUGCUAUCUACAUGUUUUUGUCUGUUUUGAUGUUUGGAUCUCCAUGGUAG